Sphaeramia orbicularis (orbiculate cardinalfish) is the source of this 2875-nucleotide messenger RNA. RefSeq names its product liver carboxylesterase 2-like. The coding region runs from base 63 to 1730 and encodes 555 amino acids. The transcript has 13 exons. Lineage: Eukaryota; Metazoa; Chordata; Actinopteri; Kurtiformes; Apogonidae. The record is from RefSeq and is a predicted model, not a curated record.
AUGGGAGGUGGUGUUAGGUCAGUGCUUUCCUCUUCCUCUCCCAGUUCACAUCGACGAUCAUCAUGGAGUUCCAUGCAAUGAAAACUCUACUUCUAACCUUUGCAUUUGGUCUGUCUUUGCAUGUCAGUGCAGACCAACACGCACCUGUAGUCCAUACAAAACUCGGGAGCCUUAGAGGUGAGUAUGUGAGUGUGAAGGGGAAAGACAGUGGAAGCCACACCUUCCUGGGUGUACCUUUUGCAAAGCCACCUGUAGGACCUGCUCUGAGACUGGCUGCACCUCAGCCUGUGGAAGCAUGGGAAGGAGUGAGAGAAGCCACCCGGCAACCACUUAUGUGCAUUCAAAAUAAACAAAUUAGUACUGACUUGCUUUCAAAAUUCGGCUUGGAGGCAGAAAUCCCAGACGUUUCAGAAGACUGCCUUUACCUUAACAUUCAUACACCUGCAAACAGAGCACCUGAUGCCAGACUCCCAGUCAUGGUGUGGAUCCAUGGGGGAGGGUUCACUAUGGGAAGUGCCUCAUUGUUUGAUGGUUCUGCCCUGGCUGUUUAUCAGGAUGUGGUUGUGGUUGCAAUCCAGUAUCGCUUAGGACUUCUGGGUUUUCUCAGCACCGGAGAUGACAGCAUUUCUGGAAACUUUGGUCUGCUGGACCAGGUAGAAGCUUUGAAGUGGGUCCAGCAGCACAUUCACAACUUUGGUGGAAACCCAGAUCUAGUCACCAUAUUUGGGGAGUCUGCUGGUGGAGUCAGCGUGUCUCUCCUGCUUCUUUCACCACUAUCAAAAGGUUUGUUCCACCAUGCAAUUGCUGAAAGUGGCACAGCUGCAAUAGACAUGUUGGUGUCCAAUGAUCCUCUUCCAAGUGCAAAGAUGGUGGCAAAUAUUUCCGGCUGUAGCUUUGAAAGCACAGAGAGAUUUGGCAACUGCAUGAGAAGGCUUGACAUGGAUACUGUUGUGACUAUCGCAGAGGAUAUAAAUGUGAGAUAUACUAUAAAUGUUGAUGGACACUUCCUGAGAAAACCUGUGGAUGAGAUGUUCCGUAAUCACGAACUUAUCACUGUGCCAUUCAUGACUGGGAUUAACAGUGAUGAAGGUGGCUAUUUACUUGCUGAUUUCUUUGCUCCUCAAAACUGGACAGAGGGAAUGGAUCGGGAGACUGUGAAGAACAUACUGUCCAUCUUCUUCCCUGGUGCAGAUUUUCUAGAUUUGAUAUUGGAUGAAUACACUGGAAAUGGUGAAGAUAGAGUGAAAAACAGAAAAGGAUUUACUGACAUCCUUGGAGACAUUAUAUUCAAUAUUCCAGCCAUUAAAACAGCAAAUGCCCACAGAGAUGCAGGAGCCACUGUAUACUUUUAUGAGUACCGACAACCACCAUCUUUCUUGAAGGCAAUUAGACCAAGUUUUGUUGGAUGUGACCAUGGGGAUGAAAUCUUUUCAGUAUUUGGAUAUUGCUUCACAACUACUUAUGCCAAAAUAUCAGGUAACUGCCUUGAAGAGGACGAACAGAUGAAUAGGAUCAUGAUGGCAUACUGGGGGAACUUUGCUCAUACAGGGUCUCCUAGUGGGGGUGGCCUUGUGGAGUGGCCAAAGUAUGGAGCAGAAGAAGAAUAUCUGGAGAUCGAUACGAAGCAGGUGGUCCAUCAACACCUGAAGAAGGAGCGGUUUGUCUUCAUGACUCAGACACUGCCCAAGAAGAUGCAAGAGCAAGAGAAGACGGGGCACAGUGAAUUGUAGAACAAUCGACUCUCAUUAAAUCAACACCGUAAUCACUCAGUAGCAAACUACAAACUACAGUCACACAAACCAGGGGAAACUAAUCUGAUGAAUACCAGAUCUACUGCACAUCACAGGCCAACUGGAGCCAUUUGUUUGUCUGUAUCGACAAGUGAGGUUGUAAUGAUGAUGGCACACAUUAGCUUUAGAUACUCUUAGAUGGGGUUUUAGUAUAAAAUGUAAAUGUUUCGCAGCCAGAUAGAGAAACUUUUAUUAUUUUUGGAUUGUGCCAUAAGGAACUUCUGGGUCAGUUUUCAUUCAUGGGAUUCAAGCUACAUAGAACAAUAUAUAACCUAUGAUGUUUGGUACAUUUAAUUAGAGGAUAAACAGGGAAGCUAAGUUCAAUCAAUAAAAACUGUAUGUGUUGUAAUAAUUAAGUCUCCCCAUUGACCCAACUUCAGUAAAGUAAGAUUUACAAACUGAAAAAAAUAAAGUAAGAAAAAAAAAUAAAGGUGUGUUGUGGAACUUUUGGAGUGAAAUAUAUUGGGUGAUAUUCAUGUCAAUUUCGGUGAGACAGUCACAAUAAUAAUUAUAAUAAUAUUACUACUGAUGGGAUCUUUUUCUAGUCUAAUCAAAGCCUCAAAAUAUUUUUGCUCAGUUAUCUGAAUUCUGCUUAAGAAUGUCAUUGAUGAUCUUGCAUAGUACAGUGUGUGAAAUGUUUACAUCAUUUAACUCUGUUGACUGCAUCUGAGCCUGUGUACUCAUCCUUUGCUUUUCAAUACCCAUUGACUGAUGAAAAUCAGACUUUAUAUUGUGAUUAUUUUAUGAUCCAGUUUAAAUUCCUACAAUAAAGUUAUCAACAGUGAUGCAAUAAUGUGGUAGUGAUACUUGAUCACAUUUGUAGCAAUGCCUUAUGUACAAAUUAAAAUAAACACAUUCCACAAGAAAGUUCUGUUCAUUUUUUUUUUAUUUUUGUUUUUUACUUUUAAUUACUGAGAAGAGCGCUUAAGCUGAAAAGCUCCCUGAAGUCUGAUGUGAGCAGUUCAAUAGAUCAAACUUAGUGGUCUUCCAUAAAAUCAAGCCUAUGGCAUUAAAAGUAGUACAACACUUCUGAAGGCAAAUCAGUCUGAAAGCUGGAUACAGAGAACUUACUGAUAAAAGUUAAG